UAUAGCUCUGAGCAUUAUUUCUGGUUCUGCAUAUUAAAACUUAAUGCAUGACAACCAAUUGCGUUGAGCCUCAUUGAAGUCAAACAUUCCAGGACGUGUCCUUAUAUGCACCAUGUUUCAAUAUGAUUGUAUAUUAUGUUAUUAAGUAUGCACUUGCUAUUUGAAGAGUUUUCAACCCACAUUGAGACUUGUGUUGACUCACUGAGGUUUAGUUUGAUUUAUCCCCUUCUUGUUGGCUCAGUGCAUGUCGACAAUCAGGGUUCAAAAGUCUCAUUAGUUUUGGUUGAAGCUAUGUGUCAGUUCAGUUUACAUUAGACAAUAAAUCUUGGACAAGAAAUACUUGUCACACCACCCUCUUUGAUUCUGAGUUCCGUGGCUAACCACCAAGCCACUGUACAAACACUGGCUGCCACCUCACACACACACACACCGCCUUGAUUUCACCACUUCCUCUGCCCUUAUCAUUUUGUCACUUUUUUCACUUUAUCCUACUCUUCUCUAAGUAAACACCCUUCUCUCUCUCUCUCUCUCUCUCUCUCCAUUCUUCAACACCCACUGACGGACCGCAUCCAUACUCAGCUGACAAGAACGCACUGAGUGUGGAGUGUCAGAACCAUGUGCAACCGAUCCCUCCUCUUUCUUUUUUUUCAUGUGCUUUCCUCCUCUUCCCACAUGAGUCCUGGAUUCACACCAGCUUGACUCACUUUGGUACUGGUUAGUACCGCUGUCUGACCUGCCCCCUCAAUUUACAUGCUCACCCACUCACCAACUCUCUGUCACACACACACACACUCAUCCAGAUUGGCCCCUGAGGGUCCCUCCACUUCCCGCUCUACAAGUCCCUCCAGCAUUGUGAAACAGGAGCGCCAUCCCAGUUGUCUACAAACCAAUAGGAAUGUUUGGCUACCAAUUCUUUUAAUGUUUUCAAGAUGGCUUUGACUCUUAUAAGGAAAUCCCCCAAGUUUAGUAGCCAUUUGAAAUUCCUGCUCCUUUUUUACAGCGAGGAAGUGUUUUCUGAGUCACGGCGUGUGCCCCAGUCUGUCCGAGGCUAGGGAGCUUGGAAGAGAGCUUGUGGUGUUACCUUUCGCUACACGAGUAUCGUACGAGGUGCCGAGGCUCUUAUGAGAGUCUGAGGUUCUGCUUUCUUGAACUCCACAUCUAACAUCUGUUUUCUAUAAAGGAUAAAGAACAGAGGACUCAAGUGACCCUUACGGGAUGUUUUUACUGGGCAGUGGACUGAUGGGGAACUCCUCAGCCUCCUUCAUGGGGACUUUCCUGGCCAGCAGUCUAGGCUCUCCUCCCUCACAUCCACCGCACCCCUCUAGACCACCGUCCUCUCCCUCGUCUCCACCUUAUCGCGGGGGUCCUCACUCCAGCGCCUCUCAGAUCUGGUUUCCCCACUCACAUGAAGCAGUCCCAGGGUAUCCUCGCUUCUCAGGGAGUCUAGCCCACACCUUUCUUCCCAUAAGCCAUUUGGAUCACCAUGCCAACAGUGGGGUCCUCUAUGGACAGCAUCGUUUUUAUGAUACACAAAAAGAGAACUUCUAUUUAAGAAGCCUCCCGUCCCAGCCCCCACUCAUCUCAGCCAACCACAACAUCCAGCCGAUGUCAAGGACAGGAUCGGGACAACCCCAGGGUUCAUGCAGCAGGGACAGAGAUGCAGGAAGUGGGAUGAACCUACAAAAGGGUCUUAAAGAGCCUAAUUUGGAGAGAGGUGUGGUUUCAGCUGCAAAAGAUAAAGACAGGCCUAGUAAUAAACAUGAUUCUAAAGACCGCCAUCAUCAACAACUACCCCAUCAUCACUCCCAUCAACCCCAGCUCCACCCACAACAUCCAGCCACUAUGGAAGAGAUGAACAGCAGGGGACACAAAGCCACUCUGCCUAUGGAGUAUAAGGAACAUCCACAGAGCAUGGGAAAGCCCCUUAGUGCCUGUCUACUGAAUGGAAAGAUGCUAAAUGGGGACAAUGGAACAGGGGCAAAAGGCUCCAUGACUGCUUGCGGUGGGGAUGGGGUGGGUAGAGGUAAUGCAGGGUCCAAUAAUGUCCAAAACAGACACGUUGGUGGUGGCACUAACGGGCGUUGUGGUAAAGAGGUGAUAAGUGGGGAGAUGCGGAUCAGUGAACAGCCUCCUACGGACUGUCUGGAGCGAGGUCAGGCAUUGCAACAUUCUUUGCCCUACUCAGUGCCUCCUCCACUGCCCAUUGCUGCUGGAGGGGGGCAUCCAAGUGGCUUCCACUGUCUGCAGCUCCAUCCUGGCCACCCCCAUCACCCACACCAAAAUCGCCACUCACACCAUCACCAUGACUUUUUUUGCCCUCCACCGCCAGCCCCAAUGGGAAAUUCUUCCUUACAUGAUAAAGGAAUCAAUAGUGGUAGCUGCAGAGACCCCAGAGUGGCUGGAGCCACAUUUAUUCCAUCUGUUAGCCACCUUGGGGAGAAAAAUGGAGGCCCCUUCCAGAUGGGCAACUCUGAGUGCCAGGGGGUUGGAGGCGGAGGGAACAGUGUCAAAGACAAGGCCAUGGAAAAGACUGGCAAUGGGGGGCAUCAUGGUGACUGGCCCAGGAAACAACAGCAUCAAACUCCGACGCAGCAGCAGCAUCCCUACAGAAAAGCUGAAAAAGCUCCUGACUGGAUACACAACCACAACCAUCACCAUCACCUACAGCAACAACAGCAACAACAACAACAGCAGCAGCAAAGCCAUUCCCAGCAGCACCAGACUGUGCGCUCCCGCAGUGCUGACUGCAUCAACAGCAUGGAAACAGACAUGUUCAGAUCUACACUGACUCAAGAAACCAAGACUGUUCAUCCUCUACCCAACCAAACUAACACCAAUUCCCAGCCCUACAGAGACUGCUCACACUCCGGGCCUCCAACCAUUCCCUCACCUCUUGCUGGAAAGGCCAUGACCCAGAACACAGGCGGAGGUGGACAUGGUAGCUGCUCUAUGCAGCGAGAUGGACAGAAGGUUGCCCGCAUUCGCCACCAACAGCACAGUAGGGCUGGCCCUGAUACCACUGGCACAGACAUGGCCCAGGCAAACGGGAACCAGGUGAUGAAGCGGAAGAUGGAAAUGUCUUACGGUUACAACAACAAUGUGCAGCAUCAUCCACAUCAGCAGACAUCAGUGCCACCUUGGACCAUGCAACCUCAUCACAUCCACUCUGAAGAGAACCAGCACAAAGCUUACAUGGAACCUAAUAAUGGAACUGCCAACAAUAGACCGCCCACACAACAGCAGCACCAGACGGCAGGAAUGGGUCCUCCUCCUCCUCCACCCCUUCAUCCAGCUCCUCCUCAAACCCAGCAGGAGGUCACAAGCUCACAGGGAGAGAACAGUGCCAUGAAGAAUCUUCUGAAGUACAGCAACCAGCAGCCUCUCCUCCUGUCCCAAAAAAGCCCAUUUGGUGGGCUUGGGAACCUCAAAACUGCAGCUAAUGGCACCAGCUGCUCUAUACAGGGAGGCAAGCAGACCCUACCCUCCAGGAAAGGCCAAAGCCAUGAAAGUGAGCGAGCUGAUUAUGGUGGACGUGGCCGAGAGAUAGGAGAUGCCCCAAAUGUAGAGGGGGAGGUGCGACAGCCUCCGGUAGGAAUUGCAGUUGCUGUGGCAAGACAGAGAGAACCUCCAUGCCAAGCAUCAGGCAGCCAUCUCAGCAGCCGACAGGGGCGGGUGCACUCCACCAUGAAAGGCACUCCACGCUCCAUAUAUCCAUCAGAUUCAACUGGAGAAGAGGAGAGGAAAAGAAUGAGCGUAGAGCACAUGGGGCACCGGUGCCUAGAGAGAGAACGAGACGUGUAUAUCAGGGAUAACAAGGAAAGGAUGGAAUUUGCACACAUUCAUCCCUCAAACAGUUGUCAUGGUGACCUCACCUCUCACAUCAUGGUGCCAGGUGGCACUUCCAUGCAGUCGAGCCAAUUAGGAGACCCAGCUGCACACACACACUCUGCUCACCACCACUGGAUGCAACGAACAGGAAGUCCCUCCCUAUGGAUGACAGGUCACUCCUACGGUAUUGGCCACACAGCUCUGCAUCAGAAUCUCCCUCCUGGGUUUUCUACAGCCAUGCCUGCCCCUCUUCAGCCAGUUUUACCCCUGCCCCAGGACCCCUCCACCCAACUGGUGGUGCUGCCCAGUGAGCCUGCCACACACCCAGCUACUCACCUUGAUGUAAUGGAGCAGCCUGGACUGUGGCCCCCAGUCUACCGGGCACGAGGGGCCCACUCCCACAUUCAGCAUCCUGCUGUGUAUCCUCGCUCGCAGUUUCUACGGCAACAAGAGCUUUAUGCUCUCCAGCAACACCAGCAGCUGCAGCAUCAGCAACACCCCAGCCAUCACACACCACCACCUCCAUCACACAGAGUAGCAAACAACUUAGAGCUUCAGCAGAGAGCCACAGCUGACCACAGCCAGGUGCAAAAGAAGCCAGAAGAAGAGAGCAUGGAGCUAGAAGACAUUUUGUCUGACCCCAGGACUUCCAAACCUGAUAAGUGCUAUGCCUACGGCCCAUCCAACCGGGCCUCCUCACCUUCCAGGCGCUCCGCUGCCCACUUGUCGCCCUGCUGCCAGUCCCCUUGUAUGCGGCCUCAUCCUAAAAGCACACCCUCUACUCCCUGCCCAGCACCAAGUCCAGUAGCCGUGACACCCCGCUCACCAGCCAUCAGCCCUUCUCCAUCACAGAUGCCCAAAACUGUUGAGUCCCAGGAAAAGAGAGUGGAAGGGCAGCCACCACAAGACUACCCCCAAUCCAUGGAGCCUGAUCUGCCACCUGGAUAUACCUAUUCAGAAAUCAACAUGGGAUAUAGGAAUACCCCCACCACUCAAGACGUACAGCUGGCAGAGCCUGCUGAUCUGGAAGCUGUUCAGACUGAACCUGUUGAGCACCCUCCUCCAGCUCUCUCCAGUUUGGGAGAGGGCCUAGAAUGUCAUGCAAUGGUGAAGCCACUCAGAGAACCACAAAAGCCACCAAUGGAUGUUGGUGCUACUAGUCUAGUUGAAGAACAGCCUGAGGGUGUGUUUGUGCAAGGGCAGGAUGUCGAGACGGUCAUGACCAUGGGCUGCCGUGAACCCAUAGUGGACAAUCAGGACAAUGCUGAGAUCAUUUGCACACCUGCUGAAGUUUCAGGCUGUGACAUGGAACAGGUAACUACCCUAUCAUCCGAGGAAGAAAUCCAUCAAGAAGAACCAAUUGUUACCAUUGAGGAAGAAGUGGGUGAAGAUAUACCUCCUCAAGAGAGUGAAGACAUUGACACACUGAAGGAUCCGAUUUCAAUUCCACAACCAUGUGUCUCUAAUAGUUCACUCAACCAGCUGCCAAACACCUCUGCCAAAGCAGAUGUUGCAGUGGUUGCUGAGGAAGAUGAAACGAAAAACUUUGUGAAGGUUGCUCCUCCAACAACGAAUAGCUGCUCCCAGACUCUCACAACGAGUUACUGGAGUUUGGAGCUCCUGAUUGCAGCAGCCUUCUGUGGGGACUGUCCUCCUCCCUCUCCACCUUCCCCUCACCAAUCCCAGAAAUACUGUGGCCCACUCAACUCCACCUAUCAUGGCAUGGAAUUGCUGAGUGAGCUGGCUGAUCUGGAACUGCAACGGUAUCAACAAAGUUGUGGUAAAACUCAAGAAGAAGAUCAAUGGAUGUUUGACCUACAGAGCCUUGCUACUUUGGCAGCGGCUCGUGCCCUUGAAUUGGGCCCUCAGGAGAACAGCACAACAGAUGCUGAGAAGCAGUUUCCUGUUCGAAGAACCCUCAACUUGCGCAGAAAAUGCAGCUGGACGCCUCGCCAUGAGCCGGUUUGCCCAGCGAAAGGUACCAUGGACAGUAUGGAUGGGCAGGAGUUAGCGAUGCGAGUGAGGCUUGCAGAGCUGCAACAGCGUUACAAAGAGAAGCAGAAAGAACUGGCCAAACUCCAGAGGAAGCACGAUCACCAGAAAGAGGAGACUCCUCGCAGUCCAGCACGUCGUGGCCCUGGUCGACCACGCAAACGCAAAUCAGUCCCUGGUCUUGGCUCCGGGGCCCUUAAUGAACCCCAGAAAAAAGUCAAGUUGGUGGGGGCGGGGCUAAGCCCACUAGCAGAGGAGCAACGGGGAGGUGGAGAAUCGCAGAAGAAAAAGAAAAAAUUGUCCAGUCGAGGAAUUGGCCGCAUUAACACUACACAGAUGAAGCAGCAGUGUUAUCGGAAGAACAGCACCCUUGAUCAACAAAUAACUCAAAUCAAGCAGAAGGUCCCAGGUGGACGACAUUCCUCUGGAGCUCCGUCAAGAGACCCAGAGUUUUCCUCAGCAUCAAAGAACCUGUACUCUGGCCAUAGUAACUUCAAAAGAGACUCCACACAGCUCAGCACAGCCAAUGAAUCUGAGAGCCUGAGCGAUACAGCUACUAGUGGGGACAGCGGGGCACAGGAGUGCUGGAAGAGGCACAAUCCUGUGGCAGUUAAAACAGAAAGGAAGAAAAGUCCUGGAUCAGCAGCUUGUUUACAGCAGCCAGGGGCAAGGACCCCGCAGGGCAGGGGACAAGAAGUGGAUGAGGACGUGGAGACAUCCCCACCUGGGAGCGAGUCCUCUGAACAUGAGGAAGAUGGAGAGGAAGGCAGUUAUGGCAGUGAGGAAGGCCAAGACCUCAAAGCACCGACGUUCAGAGAUCUGCCGUUUAGUCCGGCCAUUACAGGCCCCUCCACUUUUUCUGUUGUCAAACUGGAAGCCAAUCAGAAGGCCAAAAUUAAGCGGGAACGACAAGAACUCCAUGGAUCUCAGUUUCGGGCCGUAACAGAUGGGGACGUGAAGGUAAAACGGCGACCUCCCUGUAGAUCCAUCCCCAUCACUGUCUCCAAACCACCAGGAGUCAGAAGGCGACCAGGCAGGCCAACACUGCAGGAUAAACGCUGGCCUGGGAUCACAGGCAGGCCGGUUCAUUACAGAAAGAACAGCAGUCUUCUCUCAUUUCCCAGCAGCAGCAACAGCGAGAGGCUAAAGAGAGCCACUCGGAAGAGCUCCAUGCUGAGAGCCACGAGGAGAAAUUACUGGUCGACCGAGGCCCAGUCCCAAGACAGUGAUGAUAACGGCAGAACGCGGAGAACCAGACUUCGAGAGUCUAAAGGUCGAGCAGUCAGCCGUCUGAUGGAGAGUUUUGCAGCAGAUGAGGGCUUCCACUUGGGUGAGGACAGUAGCUUCUCAGAGGAGGAUGAGAGGAAGGUGUCAUCACAUAGCAGAAGUGCUCCAGCUCCUCCAAACUGUGUUCUGACCAAAGAGCUCCUGACAGAUGGACUCAAAGUUCUGAUCUCCAAAGAUGAUGAACUACUGUAUGCUGCUCGUGUGCAACCCCUGGAGUCGCCCGAUGUCUACAGUAUUGUUAUCGACGGCGAGAGAGGAAACCGACCCAGAAUCUACUCCCUGGAGCAACUCUUGCAGGAAGCUGUACUGGAUGUACGCCCUGACACGGAGGCUGUGCUAAAAGAAGGGACUAGAGUGUGUGCUUACUGGAGUGAGCGCUCACGUUGUCUUUACCCGGGAUAUGUGCGAAGGGGAGGCAGUGAAUCUAAACCUGGUGGGGUUAUGGUGGAGUUUGAUGAUGGCGAUAGAGGGUGGAUCUCUCUCUCCAAUAUUCGCUUUCUUCCUCCGGGUUACCAAGUCCAAUGUGCUGAUUUGAGUCCUUUACUCAACUCGGAGGGGCAGCUUGACAAAAAUAGCUCCAUGCAAGAAAGCAAGACUCUGAGUGAAAGGACAGCAAGAACAGACAGAUUCAAAGCUCAGGAGAAGCCUGUCAGAAGACCAGGGAGGCCUAAAGGUUCAGGGAUAAAGAAGUCUCUCUCGGACGGUGUAGCCAAGAGCUCAGCACCUGUUGUGACAUGGCCAUCGGUGGCUGCCCCCAGGAAGAGAAUACCUCUUAACUUUUUUCAGCUCAAUGGCUCGGCAUCGAAGAAGGCCUCGAAAGGCAGGGUGGCGGAAACAUCUUCUCGACCUUCAGUCUCCAUGACGACACCAACCAAAGGCCUCUUUAGCAGUAGCUCCUUUGAGGUCGACUCCUUCAGCAGCAUAGCUAACGGUUAUUCAUCCUUUGGCAGCCAGACAUCUGGGAUUUCACUGGAGGGCAAGAACAGUUCUUACGGUCAAAAGAAGAGGACUGGGGAGCCAGCACCAUCUCGGGGCAAGAAAGCUGAAUUUCUAAUCAAAUUGGACCAUGAAGGAGUAACAUCUCCAAAGACUAAAAACAGCAAGGCUCUCCUGUUGCUGGGAGCCUCAGGAUUUGGCUCCAAUGGGGUGAGUGGUUUGCCCAGGGCAGAGGCUUACUCACACCCAGUUCUGCUGGUCAAGGACAACAAAAAAGGAGAUGGCUCACGAGCAGAGCUCCGACUGAAAGGAACAGGAGUCCAGAGGAAGCCCUCACCAUCAUUGCGCAUAAGUGAGUAUGGCGACUUGACCCUUGGCUGCCACAGGGACUGCCACAGCUCUUACUCAGACAUGGAUGAGGAAGAGGAAGAAGUGGAAAGGAGGACAGGCCGUGCUGCACUUGCUUCUGCCUCUGGAGGUUUGAGAACAGCUGGCCAUUUUCUCUCGCGCAUCUCAGUCUCCUCGUCUUCCUCCGGUUCGUCCAGCUCUUCCAGCUCAGGCUCUCUCUCGAGUUCCAGUCUGUGCUCUUCUGAAAAUGACUCGUCUUACAGCUCAGAGGAUGAGGAAAGCUGUUUGACCCCGCACCAUUCUUUGCUCCAGACCCCUGAAGCCCCUGUGGGACCCCCACGGCACUCCUUUGUGGCCAAAGCUGUGGCAGUGUCCAGUGCCAAAGGGCAUGGCAACCACAGUACCAACAGCAAGCCACAGAAGAGAAAAGAGUAUCCCAGUUCACUCUCCAAAACCCCUAAAGAUCUGGUUAAGAGGCAACGUCUUCUAGCAGACCAGACCAAACCCAUCCUGCCAUCUAGACAGCUGUGGAGGUGGUCCGGAAACCCCACGCAACGCCGUGGACUUAAGGGAAAGGCCCGGAAGCUUUUCUACAAGGCUAUAGUGCGUGGCAAGGACUUGGUGCAGGUAGGAGACUGUGCUGUGUUCCUUUCGACGGGGCAGCCUCAUCUGCCGCUAAUCGGCCGCAUUGAGAGUUUCUGGGAGUCAUGGCAGAGCAGCAUGGUCGUGAAGGUCCAGUGGUUCUACCACCCUGAAGAGACCAAUCUAGGCAAGAGACAUCAUGAUGGCAAGCAUGCUCUGUACCAGUCAUGCCAUGAGGAUGAAAACGACGUCCAGACAAUCUCUCAUAAGUGUCAGGUGGUCACAAGUGAGGAAUACGAGCGAUUGACCCGCAACAGGAAGUCUAACGGGAGCUAUCAUGACCUGUACUACCUGGCCGGCACUUACGACCCCACCAGUGGCCAGCUGCUCACUGCAGACGGGAUGUCCUUACUCUGUUAGCACUGGACUUGCAUGACUGCGUAUACUACUGAGUUUUUUUUGGUCCAAGUCAGAGAUGUUGCACUGCAAAUAAGAGGCUGGACUUUCUGCCAAAGGACCAGGAAGUAGACUGCCGCCCUCAUACCCAUAAACUCAGUCUACUCUGGGGAGAUAUGUGCGAGCUCCUCCUAGCGAUACCUUAGAGUGUAGUAGAUGCAGUUUGUCCAUGGUCCUAAUUCUCUUCUGAGGUUUUCUAAUGGACGUAUUGUGGCUCUAAUUUUGUAUGAACUGUUACCUGAUCUUAGACCACCAAAGCAAAACUCUUGGUUUGGAGAGCAUGGCGGAUGUCUAUGAAGACUUGAGCCAUGUUGUAGGCAGUGGCAGUGUGGGGCGCUCUCCGCACGUCACUUUCAUGAUUCCAGGGAUAUUUAAGUACAUAUAGAUCUAAAUAUAUGUUAAGUUCAUUUAUGUAUAAAUAGGGAAGUAUUACCUUUCAAGCCAUACACUUCAGUACCUCUUAAUGUGUAUUUUUUCUUCAGGUGUACAUUGUACAGGACAGGUUGCUGGUGUUUUCUUUGUUGUUGUCUAUAUGUAAAUAUUCGAAGCUAUUUUAUAUAAGUGUAAUGUACAGAGGCUUAUCUUAUCAUGUUCUGAUUGAUUUAUUUUUGUAUUAGUGGGUGAUAUAGAAGUUGUUGUUUUCUGUGAGAGGGUGGACUGAUGAUGUAUGCAUUGCACUGCACACGGCCUGCUGAUACAAUGAGAGCGGAGUCAUCCCUGCCCUGCUUUCUCUUUCAGGGAGAUGGGUUACACAGGGCACCAUCCUUUAUAUUGGCUGCACUUUGGGCAUUUGUUCCUCUAAUGUCUUCAUUUUUUUGUUGGUUAUAUUAGCAGACUUAAAACACUUUAAUGUUAAAACAAAGGGAAAUAAAUAUUGACUCCUUAAGUAGUUCCACAAAUUUGAAAUCCAUUGGCUACAUUUAAUUGGUUAUUUAAAUGAAUGGUGAUUUUAAAUGAAUGAUUCUCAUAAAAUAUGUCCAGUUCUUAUUAUAUAAAAUCAGGAAGAAAUCACAAAGUCUGAUUUAAGGACUGUUUGAACUGACACAUAGUAACAUUAAAGGGGUCAUAUGAUACCAUUUUAAGUUUCCCCUUCUAUUUGGAGUGUUACAAGCUGUGCGUGUAUAAAUAAGAUCCCAAAAUUUGAAAAGACUAAAGUCUCAAACCCAAAGAGAUAUGCUUAAUAAUAAAAGUUAAGUCUCUUCCUCGCCCUCCUAAAAAGUCUUGUUUUAACGUGCCCACACAUGUCUACGUGACUAUGUGGGAAGAUUUGCAUAACGCCGUCCGAACAUUCACGCAAAGAAAGAAGACGUAAUUUUGAUUCUCGCUGUUGUGGAGACGCUGUUUCUUGUGAAAAUACUUUGUUUGGCCUUCCAAAAGAGGACACGACUAGAAAUUAGUGGUUAAGUUGUAUUUACAACACUGUUCCAGAACAAUUUAACCCAAAUAUUAUGUUUUAUUGUUUUUGUCUUGUGACGGUGUUCUAACCAGGACACGCAUCACAGUAUGUUAAGCGAUUGAACAUUUUCGUCACACGCUUGAGGUAUUCAGCCAAUCACAAUGCACUGGACAGCUGGCCAAUCAGAGCAUACCUUGCUUUUCAGAGCGAUGAACUAUGUAAAAAAUGGCGUGCUACUGAAGGGCAGGGCAUAGAGGAGCGACAGUAGUGUACACUAUGUGGAAAAUAAUGUGUUAUUGGAACCUUAAACCACAUAAACACAUUUCUUUACACUAAAUACACCAAAUAAUAUUCUUUUUACCAAUGCCAUAUGACCCCUUUAAGCAUAAUGUCAUUCUCCGUACCAUAAUACAGUAAUGAAAAUCAGAAGGUCUGUCUGGACACAAUGAUUUUUUGUUCUUGACCCAAUUUGUGAGAUUCACCUUAAAUACUGGUAUAUAAUACUAGAAGGACACGGAAAAGUGUUAUUACUGUAUCUGAUGCAUUUUAUUAUUUUUUUUUUUAUUUUUUUUCAAAUGCAUCCUGCACUGUAUUUACAUAUUUCUUCACUUUUCAACAACGUUUUUACUGCAUUUCUAAAGUUAGCACCCAUCAAAACGAGUAUUUCUGUUAAUGGUGAAAUUCACCUGAUUCUAGUAUCCCAGGGUCAGAAAAGAAAGGGAUUGUUAGAGCACUAGGCACAGCUGGAGUUCAUAGAGAAGUUGGCUUACAGUCAGACUGUACUCCACGCACUCAUUGUUCAGUGUGAGGGACAAUCGCAUUCAUGUAUGAAGGAGCAUCCACUGUUUAAAAGGCUCACUCAAUCAUAGCCAAAAAUAGUCAUUUAUGUUUAUGCAAUCUUCACUGUAUUGAACAAAGUAUUAUUAUUAUUUUUAGAUAUUGUUUUAUCAUUAGUGUGUAUUUAUUGCCAGUGUUACUGUUUCAUUACCAAACCAAUAGAUCAUGAUGAAGAUGUCUUAUUUUGUCCCAAAAGUGUUUUACUAACGUGCAUACGGCUUGAGCUAAAGUCAAACCUUCACCUCUUGCCACCCCAUUAAAAACAGCUUCAACCCUGCAGGGGAAGUGACGUUGCUCACUGACCAUUCACCCCCAUCCUUUCAGAUAUACAAAUGUACUUCUAGAGUCUCCCCAAUGCCACAUUUGACCUUGUAAUUUGCUUAUUGCAGGGAGCCUGGAAGAAAAGCAUGUGUGUGGAUAUGUGUCUGGAGUAGCACACUUUUCUUACUUCUGGAGUAUAUAGUAUGUAUAUUCUGUGUGUAUAGAAUCACCUACUACAUUGCCAAAAUGUGCAGUAUACAUAAAGCAUGGAAUUCUGUCUCCCACAAUGCAAUGCGCUCAACCUGACCUUACAUUUUCAGUGUGACUUACGAACAAGUAUCAUCUGACUAAUUAUUUGAUCAAAAUGCCAAAUGUGAAUUACACAAAAAAUUGGACUUUUAUUUUUUAUGAUUUUUACAAACUUGGCAGUAAACAGCAAAAACAGCACAUCGUUCAUACUCUACUCAAGUCAUACACUACUCUUCCAUUUUGAGCAUAGCCUGUACUUAUGACUUGUUCCCCAUUAAUAAAAGUCAUUGUAUUUCCAGUAUGAUUGAAAUGUAGGAUGUUAGGAUCUGUUAGAUCCUCAUGUCAUCAGAGCUAGGUUUAUAUAAAAGGUCUAAGUGUGUGGGUACGUGUGCCUUUUUGUAAUCUGCCUUUACGUUUGACUGUUUUGACAAAAGAGGGCACUGGAUAGAGUUGUGAAUGUACUUAGCAUACGUUAAGCAUGCAUAUUAUCAGAGGACCUGUCUGUAUGUCACAGCUCUAGUGGUUACACACAGAUUCAGAGCUGCCAUUGGUUACAGUCUCCUUUUAUAUCAGGGGAGAAACUUAAUUUCUGUUCCCAAAUGAAGGUCAAAGGUGUUUUGUUGCGGAGGGAACAAGGGUAUUCAGGUCAGCACGUCUGAUAUGUUACAAGAGCAGGUCACUUGUUCAUGGCGAAGGUGCAAUACUACUUUGGCUAACUAUUUGAACGGCACUCAGCAUUUCUAAGCUUUUUUUGCAAAGGCUGGUGGGUAACAGGAAGUGAUGAGGAGGACGCAGGAACGUCUGUCCUAUUAAACAGAUUUCUUUAAACGCCGCAAGGCAUGUACUUAAUAUUCCGCUUGUCCAAGAAUCUCUGAUUAACGAGAUGUUAUAACUUUGUUGAAUGAAAAAUGAUGUAUAUCUUUAUAUGUUUAUCAUGUUCCAGUAUAUAUAUAUUUUUUCUCUCUUUGCUUCGAAACAUUGUAAAGAUUGUACAUGUGUAAAGUAAGGUUUGAUUUUGGGGUAAAUGUUUUACUAAAAAAAAAAACAAAGGCAAAAAACUUUAUGAGUAUCAACUGUAAACGUGGUUUAGUAUUAAACAUUUUUAUAGAGGGCUUAUGAAUAAAUAUCACAUAAAAAAAAAAAAAA
Messenger RNA from Carassius auratus (goldfish), 13318 nucleotides. It is a transcript of the gene bahcc1a, whose product is annotated as BAH domain and coiled-coil containing 1a. The record is from RefSeq and is a predicted model, not a curated record. Gene Ontology annotation, molecular function: chromatin binding. The transcript is spliced from 28 exons. Bases 1216 to 9393 code for a protein of 2725 amino acids. Lineage: Eukaryota; Metazoa; Chordata; Actinopteri; Cypriniformes; Cyprinidae.